Lepus europaeus (European hare) is the source of this 2073-nucleotide messenger RNA. RefSeq names its product zinc finger protein OZF-like. The transcript has 8 exons. The record is from RefSeq and is a predicted model, not a curated record. Lineage: Eukaryota; Metazoa; Chordata; Mammalia; Lagomorpha; Leporidae. Gene Ontology annotation, biological process: regulation of cytokine production; negative regulation of transcription by RNA polymerase II; regulation of immune system process. The coding region runs from base 684 to 2066 and encodes 460 amino acids. Gene Ontology annotation, molecular function: RNA polymerase II cis-regulatory region sequence-specific DNA binding; DNA-binding transcription factor activity.
GUCAGCCCUAAGAGGUCGGGGUGCUAGUUCUCCGGCGUUUACUGCGUCUCCUGCCGGCAGUAACCAACCCGGCAGUUUGAGCGCACAAAGCCCCAGCCUGCCACCCGCUGCGUCUGUGCUUCAGCUUCUGCCGCCUGUGGGUCCCACGUGCCAGGGACUUUUACUGCCCCCACACGCCGCUUCACUCCACGUGUGUCCUGAAGAAAGGAGACCUGCUCCCGGUACUUUGCACAGCAAGAAUACAGCAAUCAUUAGCAGGACCACCAGGAAGCUCAAGCUUGCUUAUGCAGAGUGUAGUUCUCAUCAAACCUAAAACCAUCAAGAGGACCACAGCUGUCCUUCUCAUGCCUUGCUGAGACAGACCAUCUGCUGUGACCUUGUCAGCCAGCUGAAGUUGCCUUGGCCUCGUCACAUGGGUGAUGAUAACAUUUGAAGACCUAGCUGUGUACUUCACCUGGGAAGAAUGGCAGAAUAUGAACAAAGCUCAGAAUGCUAGAAACUUACAGCAGUCUGGUCUCCUUGGGACAAUGCAUUAGCAAACCUGACUUGAUCUUCAAGUUGGAGCAAGGUGCAGAGCCAUGGAUGAUGGAAGAAUGUCUAAAUCAGAGCCUUCCAGUUUCCAUGAAAAGGGGUGACCUGUCUAGGAUCGACCAGGAAAGGACAAAAAUCUGAAUCAGAAUGUAAUGAAAAAUAAUAAGACAUCAACUCCCAAGAAAGCUGAAUUAAGAAAAAUGUUUAAUUUAAGUUCAAGCCAUAUUCCAAAACUGAUUAUUGAAAAGAGAAAUAGUGAGCAUGGAAAAGCUGCUUUCCAGAAAUCAUACCUCAUCAUACAUCAGAAAAUUCACACAGAGGUUAAACCUCAUAAAUGUGAUGACUGUGGAAAAGCCUUUGGCCACAAAUCAGACCUCAUCAAACAUCAGAGAAUUCACACAGGGGAGAAACCUUAUGAAUGUAAUGACUGUGGAAAAGGCUUUGCAGCUAAGUCAGACCUCAUCAAAUGUCAGAGAAUUCACACAGGGGAGAAACCUUAUGAAUGUAGUGACUGUGGAAAAGCCUUUGGCCAUAAAUCACAGCUCACCAAACACCAGAGAAUUCACACAGGUGAGAAACCUUAUGAAUGUAAUGAUUGUGGAAAAGCCUUUGGCCAGAAGUCACAACUCACCGAUCGUCAGAGAAUUCACACAGGGGAGAAACCUUAUGAAUGUAAUGACUGUGGAAAAGCCUUUGGCCACAAGUCAGACCUUAUCAAACAUCACAUAAUUCACACAGGUGAGAAACCUUAUGAAUGUAAUGAAUGUGGAAAAGCCUUUGUCCAAAAGUCACAACUCAUUAAUCAUCAGAGAAUUCACACAGGUGAGAAACCUUAUGAAUGUAAUGAAUGUGGAAAAGCCUUUGUCCAAAAGUCACAACUCAUUAAUCAUCAGAGAAUUCACACAGGGGAGAAACCUUAUGAAUGUAGUGACUGUGGAAAAGCCUUUGCAGCUAAGUCGGACCUCAUGAAACAUCAUAGAAUUCACACAGGGGAGAAACCUUAUGAAUGUAAUGACUUUGGAAAAGCCUUUGUACAGAAGUCACAACUCAUUGAUCAUCAGAGAAUUCACACAGGCAGAGUGGACAGAGAGAGAGAGAGAAAGGUCUUCCUUUGCCAUUGGUUCACCCUCCAAUGGCCACCACGGCUGGCAUGCUGCAGCUGGUGCACCACACUGAUCCAAAGGCAGGAGGCAGGUGCUCGGCCCCAGUUGCUGUACCGUGGGAUGGGACAACUGGCGCCCAACGUGGGGCUCAAGUGUGGCCAUUGGGGUUCGAGUGCCUGUAAGAUUGGAGGAAUGCCACUUUCCAGGAGAAAAACUUGGAUCCAAGUGAUUGUGCGACCGGCUCGGAACUGCCCACCCAAGAUCAUUAGCAUCGGUCGACACUGCAGAGUGAAGAUGGUGCAAGGAAUGAAAAGACCCGGCUGGAUGCUACUGGGACUCAUUACAGGACUCCUUGUUAUUGUCGGCAUUGUUGCCAUUGUUGCUAUUGUGUAUCUUCUCUUCUAUUCUCUCCUCCCCUGCCACAUUUUCUGAGGGCUCA